This is a messenger RNA of Phascolarctos cinereus (koala), 874 nucleotides long. RefSeq names its product SLC51 subunit beta (gene SLC51B). NCBI's taxonomy places the organism in Eukaryota, Metazoa, Chordata, Mammalia, Diprotodontia, Phascolarctidae. The record is from RefSeq and is a predicted model, not a curated record. Gene Ontology annotation, molecular function: transmembrane transporter activity; protein heterodimerization activity. Gene Ontology annotation, cellular component: plasma membrane; protein-containing complex. Gene Ontology annotation, biological process: bile acid and bile salt transport.
CUAAGUUGUACAAGGGAAACUCUAGAAGUGGGUGUAUUACUGUUAAGAGAGCUCCCUUUCUGCGUUGGGGCUUUAUAAGACUGUAGUCAUCACUCCUAGUUAAGGUGCACAUACCUCCCUCAGGGACUGCUCAGUCUAGGGGACUGGAGGGUGAUCAGGAGAAAGAAAAGAAAGAGAAUUGUGCUGCUUCAAAUAAUCAGCAGUUUGUCCUAGAACCAGGGCAUUCAAGGUUUCUGUUCCUGGACACCAGAUGCCUGAGUCCUGCGAUAUUUAGAUGGAAGAGUGGGAAGACUUUGGGAGCCAACUCGACAAGCUGUUCUCUCUCUCUAGCAGCCUCAGCCUCUUCUAGGCAGACCUUCAGCGCUUUAGUCCUAGUGUGGCUCAUUGGAGCACGGGGAAGCCGGAGCGGGUCUGUGAAGGAACAACAUCAGGACUUACCAACAUGAACAGUAGCAGUGAGCCGUUCGGGGCCCGGUCUGAGCCAGGCUGGUCAGAAGAAGAGCUGCAGGAAAUGCUGUGGUUUUACCGGACAGAGGACUCAACACCAUGGAAUAUUGCUGUCCUCGCCCUUGCAUCUGUGGUAUUUGUCCUGAAUGUCUUCCUUCUAAGUAGAAAUAUCAUGGCAAGAAGAAAUCGGAAGAUGAAUUCCCAGGAUAAACAAGCAGUGGAAACCAAAUCCUCUUUUGAGAUUGUGACCAACAAGGAGGGCUCUGUGUCACAGAAGGAUGAUAACAGCUUGGAUAUUUUAAAGGAAAAAUUGUUCUCCCAAAACCAAAACCCAGAACAGGAAAUGACUGAAUUGAAAGAAACAGCUGCUACAGUUAUUUCCCCAGAGUCAUCAGAAGAAGUGAGAUUAUGGAGAACUGAAACAUGA